GGCAGCGGCGGCAGCGGCGUCUCCGUGAGGAGGCGCGCGGGGCCAUGACGUCAGCGUCCACGAAGGUCGGGGAGAUCUUCUCGGAGGCGGGCGCCGCCUUCACGAAGCUCGGGGAGCUGACGAUGCAGCUGCAUCCCGUGGCCGACUCUUCCCCCGCGGGCGCCAAGUGGACGGAGACGGAGAUAGAGAUGCUGAGGGCUGCUGUGAAGCGGUUUGGGGACGAUCUUAAUCACAUCAGCUGUGUCAUCAAGGAACGGACAGUGGCCCAGAUAAAAGCCACCGUGAAGCGCAAGGUGUGUGAAGACUCGGGCAUCCCCCUUCCGGCCGAGUCACCCAAGAAAGGGCCCAAGAAGGUGCCGUCUGGGGUCCUGUCGCCUCCUGCGGCUGUCCCUCCGCCAAGCAGCUCCGGUGUCCCUGAGGCCGGGGGUCCCCCCAUAAAGAAGCAGAAGGCCGAUGUGACGCUCAGCGCCCUGAACGACUCGGACACCAAAAGUGACCUGGUGGACAUUGAACGGCUAGGGGAAACCCCUCCAGCCAAGAAACUCAACUUCGACCAGGCCUGACCUUGGACUCUGGCCCUCUCGUGACCUCUGCCGACCCUCCUCCACUCUCUCGCUGAGCCUUCCGCCUCUGACCCCUCUCACUGUUCACGUGGACCUGUGGAUCGCCGGGGACCCUGAGCAGGCC
Messenger RNA from Hyaena hyaena (striped hyena), 687 nucleotides. RefSeq names its product chromatin complexes subunit BAP18-like. Bases 45 to 563 code for a protein of 172 amino acids. The transcript has a single exon. NCBI's taxonomy places the organism in Eukaryota, Metazoa, Chordata, Mammalia, Carnivora, Hyaenidae. The record is from RefSeq and is a predicted model, not a curated record. Gene Ontology annotation, cellular component: MLL1 complex; NURF complex.